Molecule: messenger RNA, 939 nt
Organism: Trichoderma harzianum CBS 226.95
Lineage: Eukaryota; Fungi; Ascomycota; Sordariomycetes; Hypocreales; Hypocreaceae
Exons: 2
Source: RefSeq, a predicted model, not a curated record
GAUGGCAGUUCUACCCGAGGCAUCUUCACCACUAAGUUCGAGGGAAAAUACCGGACGACAUCAUGGGACGAGAUGGAGGAGUUUUACAAGCGGACUGGCAAUAUCGUGGCACCUGUUCUCGGCCUUCUUUCACUGCGGCGUGCUCUCAGAUCUCGCUUGGUGCUCCCAGAUGGAACACCGUGUUACCCUGGCGCUGACCUUCUCCCCAUGACGAUCGUUACGGAGGAGCUUAACUUCGACGGAAAGCACCAGAGCUACAUUCAAGACCACGGAAGAACCUGUGCAACGAACUCGUUUAUCCCUGGGCAGGGGGAAAACUUCACUGCAAGCCGAGGGAAUAUCAGCAGUUCGCAGCAGGAAAGAUCAAUUAACUUCUCGGCAUAUCGCGAAGGGAUGUUGAUUGCGUAUGACUGGCGCAAUUCCAAGAUCCUUUACAGUAAUAUCGAGGAGAUCUUUGGCGCAGACGCGAACACUGAUGAGAGUGCCAUUACUGCCUUUCGUGAUGUGAAUAUUCCGCCUAGCUCGCAGCUGCAGAGUCAUGGUGGCCGCAACGAUAAGGGUAGAGGCCCGACCGUCGGCGUCAAACAUGUCCAGACGCUACUCUCAUACGACCGAAACGCCGGCCUCGACUAUUUCUUCACCCGGACAUGCCUGGAUCCCGAUGUGAAUGCCCUGACUGGUCGCAGUGGAUGGCUCAACUGGUUGUGCGCAACCAGUCCUAUACUCGCUCGAUGUCUCGAACUCGCGCAUAAAUACGUCUUGCAGGACAAGGAGCGAACUGUGGUGUAUGACACGAUAGAAACAGCAUUAAGCUUCCGGUUCUAUGUUACUCUUGCAUCCAUGAGAUUUUCUCAUUUAUGCCAGAAUAACUCUACCUCCUUGCGACCACUCUCAGCUCAGACUAACCUUGUAUCUUUAGGCUCUUGUUUGCAGCUAUGA